This is a messenger RNA of Trichoderma gamsii, 144 nucleotides long. RefSeq lists its product as hypothetical. Lineage: Eukaryota; Fungi; Ascomycota; Sordariomycetes; Hypocreales; Hypocreaceae. The transcript has a single exon. The record is from RefSeq and is a predicted model, not a curated record. The annotation marks the transcript as partial.
CUGCUAUCAUUGAUCGCUAAAAGGCAAUUCUCAGAGAAAUUACACCGUGCAUACUUUGCAACGCCAAAAAAGACGGGGUGCAUUUGCUUGCCGCUUUUUCAUGGGUGUUGCAGUACUAUACGCGUAUCUAAGCAUUCGAGUUGA